This is a messenger RNA of Hypanus sabinus (Atlantic stingray), 11391 nucleotides long. RefSeq names its product neurogenic locus notch homolog protein 2-like. Gene Ontology annotation, biological process: heterophilic cell-cell adhesion; establishment or maintenance of epithelial cell apical/basal polarity; Notch signaling pathway. The coding region runs from base 176 to 7615 and encodes 2479 amino acids. The record is from RefSeq and is a predicted model, not a curated record. NCBI's taxonomy places the organism in Eukaryota, Metazoa, Chordata, Chondrichthyes, Myliobatiformes, Dasyatidae. The transcript is spliced from 34 exons. Gene Ontology annotation, molecular function: protein binding; calcium ion binding. Gene Ontology annotation, cellular component: plasma membrane; protein-containing complex.
CGGCCGCGGAGGUGGAGGAGUGCGCGCGGGUGACGCGGCCGCCCAGAAAGUUACUCCGAGUUCCAAUGUCGGCAACAUUGUAGCAGGGGCGGGUUCGUGGCCGCUGGCGCCUGGCGACUCGACUUAUUCCCCAGCUCUUACAUGAGGAUUCUUACUCGGAGGGAGCUGCUGAGAGAUGGGAGCCGGCCGGCUUUGGAUCCACUUUUGGGGCGUGCUGGGGAUGACGGCUGUCUGUGCAGCAUUCCAGUGUCGUGACUCCUCUCAGCCGUGUGUGAAUGGGGGGACUUGUGUAACGCACCGAAAUGGAACUGGAGCUUGUGCGUGUCGAUCUGGAUUUGUGGGUGAAUACUGCCAGCACCCAGAUCCCUGUCAGAUUUCAACCUGCCUUAAUGGAGGGACGUGUAGAAUCUCCAUCACUGAAAGCAAAGUACAAGGGUCAUGCAGUUGUGCUUUGGGAUUUACUGGUGAUCGAUGUGAUACAAUAGUCAGCAAUGUCUGUCUGAACAAUCCUUGCCAAAAUCGGGGAACUUGCCGCCUCAUCACCCUUGAGAAGUACGAAUGCAAGUGCCAACGAGGAUGGAUCGGUAAAAACUGCCAACACGUGGACUUCUGUGCUUCACAACCUUGUGCGAAUGGCGGCAAGUGCAGUAGUUCAAGAAACAACUACACCUGUACCUGUCUUUCAGGCUACACAGGAUUUCAGUGCAAGACUGACAUUGAUGAAUGCAAGGCUGGGAAUCUGUGCCUGAAUGGGGGAGUUUGCCAGAACGAGCCAGGCUCCUAUCGCUGCUUUUGCAAGCCAGGUUUCACUGGAGUCAACUGUGAGAGUGUGUAUGUGCCAUGCUCACCGUCACCAUGUGUCAAUGCAGGCACCUGCCGACCAACCAACGAUGAUCUGACCUACGAAUGUAACUGCCUGCCAGGAUUCAGUGGAAAAGACUGUGAGAUAAACAUUGAUGACUGCCCCGACCAUCGAUGUGAGAAUGGAGGUACCUGUGUGGAUGGAGUGAACACCUACAACUGCCGAUGCACACCUGAGUGGACAGGUCAGUUCUGUACAGAGGAUGUAGAUGAGUGUCAACUGCAGCCAAAUGCCUGUCAGAAUGGAGGGACCUGCUCCAAUGCCAGUGGAGGGUAUCGGUGUGUCUGUGUCAACGGCUGGAGUGGUGAUGACUGCAGUGAGAACAUUGACGAUUGUGCUGGUGCUACCUGCAUGAAUGGUGCCACCUGCCAUGACCGAGUUGCAUCCUUCGUAUGUGAAUGCCCUGUUGGCAAAGCUGGUAUCUUCUGUCAGGUGGAUGAUGCGUGUGUUAGUAACCCUUGUCAUGAAGGAGCCACAUGUGAAACCAACCCUCUCAAAAGCAGCUUCUUUUGCAGUUGCCCUCUUGGGUACAGAGGCACCGUCUGUGAUAAGGAUAUCAAUGAAUGUUCCCUGGGGGGCAAUCCUUGUGAACAUGGAGGGAAGUGUGUAAAUACCAAAGGCUCAUUCCGCUGUGAGUGUGCUGUGGGUUAUUCUGGACCGCGCUGUGAAAUGGACAUCAACGAGUGCCUUGCCAUGCCCUGCCAGAAUGAUGCUACCUGCUUGGACCAGAUCGGUGAAUUCAAAUGCAUUUGUAUGCCAGGCUUUGUGGGAGUAUACUGUGAGACCAAUAUUGAUGAGUGUGAAAGCCAGCCGUGCCUCAAUAAUGGUGUGUGCAAGGAUGAGGUGAACAGAUUUGCUUGCAAAUGUCCACCCGGUUUUGCUGGAAAUAUGUGCCAGAUCGAUAUUGAUGAGUGUGCCAGCACACCCUGCCAGCAUGGAGCCAAAUGUAUUGAUCGCCCAAAUGCGUUUGAGUGCGAGUGCAGUGAAGGCUUUACAGGGACUAAGUGCGAGAUCAACGAAAAUGAUUGCAAUCCGGACCCCUGCCACUAUGGGACGUGUGAGGAUGGGAUUGCUGGGUACACAUGCAUCUGCACACCUGGCUACAAGGGGCCGAUCUGCAGCGAGCAGAUUGAUGAGUGCCAGAGUCAGCCAUGCCAGAACGGAGGCACUUGCCAAGACCGUGUGAAUGACUAUAAGUGCCGAUGCCCGGUUGGCACCUCAGGUGUUAAUUGUGAAAUUAACUAUGAUGACUGUGCCAGUAACCCAUGUGACUAUGGAAUCUGUCGAGAUGGUAUCAAUCGGUACGAUUGUGUCUGCAGUCCCGGAUAUACAGGACCCAUGUGCAACAUUGACAUCGAUGAGUGUGCCUCCAAUCCAUGUCAAAAUGGUGGUACAUGCGUUGAUGAGAUCAACCGCUUUGUUUGCCGCUGCCCGGAAGGAUAUCAUGAUCCCUAUUGUAAAUCAGAAGUGGACGAGUGCAAGAGUGGUCCUUGUAUUCAUGGAACGUGUGUAGAUGACGUCAACAGUUACCGGUGUGAAUGUCACGCUGGCUGGGCUGGAGUCAACUGCGACGUGGACAAGAAUGAGUGCGAAUCAAAUCCUUGUCAACAGGGAGGAACCUGUGAGGACCGAGUCAAUGGCUACAGGUGCUUGUGUGUGAAAGGAUUUAAAGGCUCCAACUGCCAAAUCAACAUAAAUGAGUGUGCAUCGAACCCCUGCCUGAACAAAGGAGUCUGUGUGGAUAAAGUGAAUGGAUACCAGUGUGUGUGUUCUCUCCCGUAUACUGGCAAGGAUUGUGAAUUUAUUCUGGCUCCAUGCUCCUCACAGCCGUGUGAAAAUGGUGGCGUGUGCGGCGAAACAGAAGACUAUGAGAAUUUUGUGUGCACUUGCACGGCGAGUUGGCAAGGUCGGAGAUGUUCAGUGGAUGUCGAUGAGUGUGUUGCUGAUCCUUGUAAGAAUGCUGGUGCUUGUGAAAAUACUCCUGGGAGCUACAACUGUCAGUGCCUGCCCGGCUAUGCUGGAGUGAACUGUGAGACAAACAUCAAUGAUUGUACCCCCAAUCCGUGCCAGAAUGGAGGUUCCUGUAUCGAUGGCAUCAACACAUUCUCGUGCAGCUGUGUUUUGGGGUUCACUGGUGACAAAUGCCAGCAGGAAAUCAACGAGUGCUUCAGCAGUCCUUGCUUGAAUGGCGGCAACUGCUCUGACUACGUCAACAGUUAUGUCUGUGCCUGCCCUCAAGGGUUCAAUGGGAUUCACUGUGAAAACAAUAUGCCUGACUGCACAGAGAGCUCUUGCUUCAAUGAUGGGACCUGUAUCGAUGGUAUCAACUCAUACACGUGUCACUGCCAGCCAGGCUUCACUGGCUCCAACUGCCAGUUUGACAUCAAUGAAUGUGACUCGGAGCCAUGUCAAAAUGGUGGCAUCUGCAUCGAUGGGCUGGGCAGUUACCGCUGCUCCUGUCCCUCUGGCUACACAGGCAAGAACUGCCAGACCCUGGUCAAUCUGUGCAACGGCUCACCCUGCAAGAACGGAGGCAAGUGUGUGCAGCAAGGUGCCACGUACCACUGCAACUGCUGGAGCGGUUGGACUGGGCUGUACUGCGAUGUGCCAGAUGUGUCAUGCCAAGUGGCAGCUUUUCGCAGAGGCUUGACCGUUGAGCAGCUUUGCCAGCAUUCGGGGAAUUGCAUCAACACUGGCAACAGCCAUCGAUGUCAGUGCAUGGCUGGGUAUACUGGCAGCUACUGUCAGCUGGACGUGGACGAUUGUGCAUCGAACCCAUGCCGGAACGGUGCCACCUGCAAGGAUUAUCUGGGCAGCUAUGCAUGUGAGUGUAUUUCAGGGUACAGGGGCCUCACCUGUGAGACUGAAAUUAAUGAAUGCAGCAUCGUGCACUGUCAGAAUGGAGGCACUUGCAUCGACCUGGUGAAUGAUUACAAGUGUUCCUGUCCACCCGGAACGGCAGGUAUUUACUGCGAAAUAAACAACGAUGAUUGUGAGCCUGACUUAGAUCCCCACACUGGGGAGCACAAGUGUCUGAAUGGCGGCCGGUGUGUCGACAGAAUUGGUGGCUACAGCUGUAUCUGCCCACCUGGCUUUAUUGGCAAACGCUGUGAAGGAGAUGUCAACGAAUGCUUGUCAAACCCAUGUGAUCACAAGGGUAUGCUUGACUGUGUCCAGUUAAACAACGAUUACCUAUGUAGGUGUCGACCUGGUUUUACUGGCCGCCACUGUGAGACUGUCAUUGACCUGUGCUUUUCUCAGCCAUGUCAGAAUGGAGGGAUGUGUGUCUCUACUGCUAACACCCCUCUGGGAUACACUUGCCAGUGCAGACCUGGCGUGGUGGGUGUGAAUUGUGAGCACACCAACUAUACCUGCGGGCAGGUUUUGUGCCAGAACGGUGGAGUGUGCUCCAUGACCCCACAGGGCCCCAAGUGCAAGUGUCCGAAGGGAUUCGGAGGCUCCGAGUGCCACGUGCCUGGCUGUGCCGCACAGCCCUGCCGCAAUGGCGGGACCUGCCUGCCCAAAUCCUCGCCCCCGUUCUUCUCCUGCAGCUGCCCCACCCCCUUCAGUGGGCAGACCUGCACCUGGCGGGAUACACAGAGCUGCCUGUUGCCGCAGUGCAAGGAGAAGGCCCGCGACCGGAUUUGCGACCAGGAGUGCAACAACUACGAGUGUGAGUGGGACGGUGGCGACUGCUCACUGAACCUGAAUCCCUGGGAGAACUGCACGGCCAGCUUGCAGUGCUGGAAGUACUUCAACAACAAUGAGUGCGACGAAGCCUGCAACACAGCCGAGUGCCUGUUUGACAACUUCGCCUGUCGCAACAGUCAGAAGUCCUGCAAUCCAUUCUAUGAGAAGUAUUGUACCGAUCACUACCGUGAUGGCCGCUGUGACCAGGGCUGCAAUAAUGAAGAGUGUGGCUGGGAUGGGCUGGAUUGCGUGGACAGUGAAACCGAGAAGUUGGCCGAGGGGAUGUUGGUGUUGAUUGUGCUUCUGCCCCCAGAGGAACUACUGAAGGAUUCUGUCAAUUUCCUUCGGAAGCUGGGUUCCCUCUUGCAUACCACUCUGCGAUUCAAGAAGGACUCCAGAGGAGCACCAAUGAUCUUCCCUUACUACGGGCACGGGUCCAGAAUGAAGCGUUUUAUUAGAAUAGUGAGGGAACUCGGGCAAGAAAUUAUUGGUUCUGAGGUCUACUUGGAGAUCGACAAUCGGCAGUGUUUGCAGACAUCUGAGGAUUGUUUUCCGUCGACAGACACCGCUGCCGCUUUCAUCGCUGCCCAGUCCAGCAAGGGCACUCUGCCGUACCCAAUUGAGUCCGUUAAAAGUAAACGCAAUGAUCUGGAUCAGCAGGGACAACUCAGUCUCCUCUAUCUUGUGAUGGUUGCAGUUGGGAUCAUCAUCCUUAUUCUUAUCCUGGGUGUGGUAGCAGCCAAGCGCAAGCGCAAACUUGGCCCACUCUGGUUCCCGGAAGGCUUCACGCUCAAGAAGGUUGGCAAUCGGAAGCGCAGAGAACCUGUGGGACAGGAUGCAGUGGGAAUGAAGAAUCUAUCAAGGCCAGUGCCUGAUGUCAGCGUCUGUGAUGACAACCAGAAUGAGCAGUGGAUGGACGAAGGAGGGCCAGACGCAAAGAAAGUCAAGACUGAAAAUCAGGCCCUGCUGUCUGAAAAUAAAGAUCAGGUGGACCAUCGGCCAUGGACACAGCAGCACCUGGUGGCAGCUGACAUCCGGUUAACACCAUCUCUAGCGCUGACACCACCCCAGGGAGACCAGGAUGCCAACUGUAUGGAUGUAAAUGUGAGAGGUCCAGAUGGAUUUACGCCUCUUAUGUUGGCAUCGCUGCGUGGUGGUGGGCUGGACACGGGAAUUGAAGUGGAAGAAGAUGCAGAGGACUCAUCGGCCAACGUCAUCACAGACCUCAUCUACCAGGGUGCCAGCCUUCAUUCCCAGACCGACCGGACUGGAGAGACGUCCCUCCACCUGGCAGCACGCUAUGCUCGGGCAGACGCGGCCAAGUGCCUCCUCGAUGCGGGUGCCGAUGCCAAUGCCCAGGACAACAUGGGUCGGUCGCCACUCCAUGCAGCUGUGGCAGCCGACGCUCAGGGGGUGUUUCAGAUUCUCAUUCGGAACAGAGCCACGGACCUGGAUUGCCGAAUGAACGACGGCACCACUCCUCUGAUCCUGGCUGCACGCCUUGCGGUUGAGGGCAUGGUGGUCGAACUGAUUAAUUGCCACGCUGAUGUAAAUGCCGUGGAUGACCAUGGCAAAUCAGCACUUCACUGGGCAGCAGCUGUAAAUAAUGUGGAUGCAACUCGGGCCCUGCUAAAGAAUGGAGCUAACAAAGACAUGCAGGACAACAAGGAGGAGACGCCCUUAUUCCUUGCUGCACGAGAAGGCAGCUUUGAGGCCACCAAGAUUUUACUUGACCACUUUUCCAACCGUGAUAUCACAGACCAUAUGGACAGACUGCCCCGGGACAUUGCUCAGGAGCGAAUGCACCAUGACAUCGUACAGCUGCUGGAUGAAUACAACCUGGUCCGGAGUCCCCAGGGCUUGGGUGGACCCAUGGUGGGCCCCACCAUGUCCCCUGCUGCCUGCCCAAACAGCAGCUCCUGCUCUAGCCUCAAGCUAACCCCCACAAGCAAAAAAGCAAGAAAGCCUAGCACAAAGAGCCUGGCUCCAGGUAAUGCCAAAGACUCCAAGGAGGCAAAAGCCAGGCGGCGGAAAAGGUCCAUUGGCAACGGUAAGGAGACCCUUGCGGAGAACUCGGUGGCUCUGUCGCCGGUUGAAUCACUGGAAUCUCCACACACCUACUUGUCCACCACAUCUCCACCCCUACUUGCAUCGUCAGGGGUUCUGCAGCAAUCACCAGCAGUAUCUCUGCACCCUUCAAUUCCAGUACAAAGCCAACUGGCGAUGUCCUUCUCAAACCUCAGUGAAAUGAAGGGUGUGAAUGUGGGCUCCAACUCAGUCCUGAGUCAGGUGCUCCCCGCCAUGUCUCACUCUUCCAUCACUGGGCAAGGCUCCAGCCUGGAGCUGUCUUUGGGCCGGGUCGGACAUAUGAAUCCGCAGCAAGACUGGAUGAAUCGCGUGGGAAUUGUCACCUCCCAGUAUAACCCAUUACUGGGUAUCCUGCACCAAGUCUCCAAUUCAUACCCCACCAUGCAUCAACAGAACGGGCUGCUGCAGUCGAACAUGCCUUCAAUGCACGUGACCAUGGUCAGGGAGCAAAUGCCACAGUUAAUGACCUACCAGUCUAUGAAUAGUAGCACGUCACAGCCAGCAAUGCAACAGAACUCUCAGAUAACGCCGCCACAGGGGCAACCUUACUGCAGCACGAUGGUGCCAGUGUCCGUUGGGAAUAUGCACCAGAUGCCCGAGAUCGUCCGGCUGCCAAACGGCCAAAUGAAUAACUCCAUGGUAUCCACAAGCCAAGAGGGCCAGGCAUCACAGAUCACCCUGCAGGCUUAUCACAAGCUGCCGAGUUCCGUGCAGAUUGACAAGUACCCGACCCCUCCGUCUCAGCACAGCUACGUCUCAGCGACAGAUAACACCCCGAACCACAACAUCCACCUCCAGAGCGAGCACCCGUAUCUGACGCCCUCCCCCGAGUCCCCCGAUCAGUGGUCCAGCUCCUCUCCACAUUCCACGUCUGACUGGUCUGAUAUCACGCCCAGCCCAGCCCCCAUGGGGCAGCGGCCACAGGUCUCACACCUGCCCGAGCAGCAAAGGAGCAACACACAGGUGUUUGCCUGAGCACGUUUACCGAGAGAGACAAUCUGACUGCCUGAAAUAAAGGAAAAUGAAUUCCUUGAACUUCUUCCUGGGAAUUUUCCUUCACUGUUGUGGGGAGCACAGGAUAAAAAUAGAGAAACUGUUCCUGUUGAGUCUAAGAUCGACUGUUUUGGACUUGAGAAAUAUGAUAUCAUAUUGUGCUUUUUGGGGGUUUUAUUUAUUUUAAUCACUGUCACUGCCUGUUUCCAUGUCUUUAUAGCUCAACCUUUUUAGUAAAACUCCCUUUCAGUAACACGGUCCAUUGAAGAUGAGCUUGGCACACAUAAUUGCCACCCUCUAUGCUGCCCUUCUCCAAUGUAGAGGGCACACUAAGCUAAACUUGGCACUUGUGUUGUAUGGUCACUUGUGAUCUUGGCGGAUCUUGACACUGCAACUUCAAAAUCCAGUGGCUGAAGGAAAUGCAUCCUUGCCACAGUUUUUGUUUUGUUUUUGGGGCUGGGGUGGGAAGGGAGAGGGUAGAUGCUGUAAUCCUGUAGAUCAGACUCCCCUCUAUUGCUAGUUGCUGCUUGUUUGCGGCACUCGUAUUCUGAAUGUAGUGCCUUAGCGUUAAUUUGUACCAAUGCCACCUUUAGCCAGCAACAUCAGAGCAAAGAGUUGGAUCAUUGGGAUAUCGUUAUCUGCUUUUAUAUUAAUUUUUAAAAUCAGAAAGGCUUACAUUUUUUAACCAUUCCUUUGUCAUGCAAGUCUUCUGGAGUAUAACUUUCCAGUAAAUCCAUUACUUGGAUUCACCAACAGAUUCUUGGCUUCAUUGAAAAAGCCUACUUAAAACUUGAUAAUUUCAGUACUAUCUGCUCGGUUUUGGUCACGGGAGCACUUCCUCAUAAAAAUAAAUUAUUUAAGAGAACUCCACUCAUGAAUUUGUCUUUAGCUGCAGCAGUUUGUCAACAAGGACAGGAAGUCGUGAUGAAGUAAGCUUUUUAGAAUAUGUUAGUGCAGUGGGUUGUUGAGGAAGAUAGUUCCUGAUCUGAGCACAAUUGUUCUCUAGACAGUCAUCUGCAAGGCUCAGUGUUUAGCAAGAGAACUGGAUUCAGAUCUGCUAAUCUUCUACAAAGAUUAGAAUGUCUGGGCGAUUAAUUCCAUGAAUGUGAUUAUAAUGCAUUCUAGUUACCUGUAUCUAAGAUGUUGCAGCUUUAGAAUGUACAUAACAGGCUAGAAGCUCAAGUUAAGUGAUGGAUGGUAUAUAACAUUAAGACCUUUCUCUGCUACUGUAAGAAAUUGUAGUUAGUCUAAAACCUGAUGCCUGAAACCUUUGAGGGCAGUUGUCUCAAUCUACCCACCCAUGCUGCACAAGGAAGUUGUGUGUAAUUUCUGCGACCGGCUCCAUGCAGGAUAGUUUACUGCUCUGCUGACAUUAUGUCCUGUUGACCUCUCAUCUGAUGUGAAGGCACAACCAACAGUCAGCUUGAUGUUACACUUGUUCCAAAAGUACACAAUCCUGUCAGCCCUCACAUUGGUAAGAGGUAUGAACGAAACCUUGGGCUCCAGGAAGGCAGAGACCUCAACCCACGUUUCCCAGUACAUUCAGUCCUCAGCUGGCCUUGGAUGACAUCGACUCUGUUUGAGUCUCCUUUCUGAUGUUUGUUGAACAAAUCUUGCCAGUUUCCGAGUCUGAAUUAAUUUCAUUUAUUGUUGUUUUAACCACUUAUAACGUUUUCCUCAAAGAUUUGUACUUUAUACUAAGUUGAAGAAACACAGUGUUAAAUUGAAAGCUUCCACAUAAAGAAGCAGUCUUGGGAGUUGCAACAUUUCACUGUAAUUAUGAAACACAGAGAAAAAGCUAAAAACUGUAAUUUUACGGAUACUUGGAUGCUUUUUUUGCUGAUUGAGAGAUUUGAGGUAGAAAUCACGUCUCUUGGGCUUGUUCUACUGCUGCAUAAGAUAUUCAGAAGCUAUUCUUUAUCAUUGGAUAAGUUUCUUCUACUCCCUGGAGUUUCAGAGUUCUUUCAUGACUUAUAUUCUCAUAAUGUAUAUUAUUAAUUUUUGAGAAAAAGAGUUUGGGUUCUGUAUUUUCUGUGAACUGUGUGCAGAUAGAAACCAUUAAAAUUCAGACACAAAAAAAAAUGGAAAUGUACUUUGAGAGGAAGCAGAGGGUGACUGUCAGGUAUGUCUCACCCAUUGGUCUGAGAAUUGUUUGUGACAGAUCAUAACUGGGUCAAGUGAUGUACACUGUUGGAAAGAAAAAGAUCUUCAUCCUUUGAGACUCGCCUUUCACACAUCGCACCUGAAACAGGUUGAAAAAUGUUUUAGCACUAAUAAAUAUUUCUAUUUUUAGCUUGUUGACCUGAAUUGUAAGUUUGCCAGCCUUUGUCUUUGCCCUCAUCCACACUAAGCUCCCCUCUCUCUCCCCCCCCCCCCCCCCCAACAUGAACAGUUAUACGGUAAUACACAGUUGUUGAUGCAUUUACUAUUUUGGUACCAACUUACCUGAAAGCUUGUGAAUCAAAUGGCUAGUGGUCACUCCUGCUCCAGCUGUAGCAAGGACAGUGUUGAAAACCCAACAUAUGAUGCUAGUUGAAAUCGGGUUUAUCCUGGAAUACAGUGGGUUAAUGUUUGGGGUUUUAAAUGUUUUGGAUAAAUAGCACUUUCCAUAAGUGAAUCAGAAGUCUGAAAACAGCAUCUUUCACUUAGCUUUUGCAAAAAUAACAGCCCAUUUUGCAAAAUAAAUCCAGUUUAAUGAAAUUUAUAUUCAAGCAUUUGAAUAGUUUGUUACGCCACACUAAACCAACUUUGUACGAUUUUUUUUUUGAAGUACAGCAAUGCCCAAGUAACUUACAAUAAAUCUUUAGGCUAUUUAAGUAUCAUUCAGAGUCUUCAUCCUUGAUUAAAUUCUAUUACAGAUGUUUUACCCCUCAAUGGAACAUUGCACUUUAAGUCUGUGAGCUCAUCACUGAGCUCCUCAGACUGAACAAUCAUCAGAAGCUUCAUGAGAGAACAGCCUAGAAAGAUCCACCUGCUUUAUGCUGUCCAUUUCUUUUAGAGUGCCAAAUGAUUGGUAAUCAAUGGAUUCAUAUUGUUGUAAUUUUUCAAUUAUCUUCCCAGCCGAUAUUUUUCCAGGAUUAGAUACUAAAACUAAAUUAACGUAAAGAGAGUACACACAGAACAGAAACAUUUUAACAAUCCAUUUUCAUUCUGCUCUGAGUUCAUGUGUUUGUAGUCACAGUACAUGAUCUGUUUUUGUCCGGUGCAUCUCCAACUUGCCAAACUGUCCUACCCAGCAUUUAUGUUCCUUCCCUCUCAAUAAGUGUGAAGUAACUCCUGGCCUUUCUCCAAAGCAAGCUAGAAAUGUAGAUGUCUGGGUGGUAGAUGGAUGUACUUCAUACCGACAAUCACAUGACAACCACACUGAAACUACAGAACCAACGGCCUGUGAAUCUCAAGCCAGAUCAAUUAAUGUAAAUAAGCUAACCUUGUAUGACUUUGUAUCUUUUACUGUCAAAUCAAUAUGUACUAAAAAUUUUUGCUAUUUCAUAUUAGAUGAACUAUUGAAUACAUUGAACUAGUGGAUGGAAUACUAUUUUUUAACUUUUACACUUAAAAGCUUUUCAUGAAAAAGUUGAAAUGAAUUUUUACAGAAGUAUUUUUUAAGAUUGUGAUUUAUACAUGAAGUACAAAAUGUAACAUGAUAAAUGUUUAAAAUGGAUAUCCAUCUGUCUUUGUUUGGGAAUUAAUGUGUCCCAUUUGUCUGCAUACAGAAGUACACCUGUAAACCAUGGAUUGGUAUUAAACAACAAACCUGA